Molecule: messenger RNA, 2236 nt
Organism: Procambarus clarkii (red swamp crayfish)
Lineage: Eukaryota; Metazoa; Arthropoda; Malacostraca; Decapoda; Cambaridae
Source: RefSeq, a predicted model, not a curated record
UAUAUAAUAUAUAUGUACAUACAUAUUAUCAACAUCAUAUCUGCAUUAUGAAGGAAUGUGAUUUAUCAGUAAAAGUGGCACUGGAGGGGGGCCAAGGAUGAUGCAGGCAACCACUUGAAUGGGUGACCCUGCCGAAGUUACUUUUUGACUCAUUCAUUAGGGUGUGCAAGGAUACUAACAUAUAAUACAGUAUAUGAUUUUGUCUUGGAAUCCUGGUGGUGUCCUACUGUGAUCUGCAGGGAAGCAACAUGUGUUCUCUGAGAACGUUAUGUUACCUGAGAUAUAUUGACACCUUUGUGAAAAAUAAUUCAAAAGAAGAUUUAUUUUUCCAGAAUACAUUUUCUCUACAAUAAGGUACUCAGAAAUUUUUCCUAAAGCUAUACCAAUGUAGAGAGCAUAUUCUCUUAGAAGUUACAGUGAAAUUAGAUCAUAUUUAUUGAGAGUCUGGAAGAACUGAAGCUAUUGGCAAAGGUACUUUUGAGAUUAAGCCCCCUUUAGAACGUUAGUACAUGAAAAUGUGCUUUGCUGCAAUUGAUGUAGACUCUUUCUAGAGAUUGUGACUCUUCUCAAGCAAGAUGAGACACCCAUCAGCGUGUAAAGUACAUGGUAAUCCAUCUGUGUACAAGGUAUGUCAUCUGUUGACAUUAUACUUGAUGUAAUGUUACCUUCCACUUGACACAGUAGUAGCAUCCACAAAUUGUGUACAAAUGCUACAUUGUGAAUGGUGGUUUUUUCUUUUCUUUUUGUCCGUCCCCUCUUCUCCUAAUUUGCCGUGGACGUUGCUUCACCCCGCGUAUGGUGCUGCUCUUCCUGAACGGCGUAAACAGACAAGUCCAAGUCUCAAGUUGAUAGAAGUACCACAGUGAUCGCCAGGGAUGUUGAAGGCGGGGAGGAGAAAACCAAAGCUACCGCAGCAUCAGUGGUGGGCGCCAUGGCUGGUCUUAAGAACAGUUUAUUAUCUGGAGGUGGCAGUGGGGGAAAACCUGCGAUGGCUACAGGUGGUGGUGCAGGAGGUAUAAUGGCUGCUGUGGCAGCUGCAGCUGCAGCUGCAGCUUCUUCUACUGCCCCUGCUACACCAUCUGUGGCAUCAAACCCUUCCACUUCUAACAAAGAGCACAGACUUGAAAGUAAUGCAGAAUCUGUGCGCCCUGACCGCAAAUCCAGUAGCAGCCAGCUGAGCAGUGCCCAGCUGAGCACCAAUCAACUUAACAGCGCCAAUAGGAACAACAAUGUUUUGGACCGUGAGUAUCAGUGUUCCUCUGUCGUCAACUUCUGGGAGUUCUACUAGCAGUCUGUACUAAUGAAACAUGUUUAACCCUCCUGGCUAGAAAGACAGGCUAUAGCAUUAAUCACCAAUAGGAAUUAUAAUAAAAAACACUGCCUGUAUAGUAAGGUCAAUAUAAUAUUACAUUUAGUAAGGUCAAUUCUUUGUAUACAUCAGCGAGUAGAUGGCAGUACUAUGUAUUAAUGACUUGACGAACCACACACUUUAGGACUUGUGGUCACAAAUUUCAUUAAGAAUUAACAUCAAAAACUAUAAAGCUUGUUUAGGACCAGUGGAUUUUCCUGCAUAGAAAAACAUGGCAAUGAUUCAACACCCCUUUCACACAAACAUUAAAACUUAUUUGGACAACAAGCAUUAAAUGUAAUAUCUACACAUGUGUUUUCUGAGUUUCUCUAGAUAUUGUCUUAUGUUGGAAAGCGUGAACAACUUGGCUCUACUUUCCUGCAGCCAUCAAGCACUCAAGGAAUUCUCAACUUUGAAACUUUAACAUCACUUUGAUACAUGUCAAUUAAUGCUUAAUUUCUUUGAUAGUUCAUCACCUAAAUCAAUGAUAUUUUCCUUAGAUGUUUGCAAAGCAUGACAAUUGCAUGUUUCCCUCAAAUUCUAUAAAGAUGUUUUCAUAUAAAAUAUAAUUCGUCUGUAGAGAACCCCUGGUUUUUGUUUGUGUGAAGCCAUACUAAUCUAAUUACUUAAUUGCUAAAAAUAAAUGUGUUAUAUUUCUUGAAUGUCUUUCAGCCAUCCUUGCUAGACUUUUGCACAGCAGUUUUCUUUUCAUUUUAAUUCCUUGAAAAUUAAUUCAAAAUUGUUCCUUUUAAAACAUAAAAUCAUUCACCCACACAUUCUGCAGUCAUGUCCUGAUUGAUUUUUCAUUGCAGCACGCAAACAAGAAAUCAUCAAGGCCACCGAGCAGCUGAUUGACUGUAUAAACGGUGGAGACUUUGAGGGUUAUAC